CAGUACCUAACCUAAUCUUUUUCAUACUGUUUCAACGAAAUGAAUCGGUUUCCAUCUUUUCAUAUUUUCAAACUACCUAACCUACCUAGGUAGAUAGGCAGGUGAACCAAUUAUAUGCCAUCCUCUGACAUGCCGUCGAACUACCACUGUUCACCCCCCGACGAGUUCGGGGGCCGAAUCUUGGGCAGCUCUGGGUCUUCCACCGCCCCAGUGACCAUUGUUGAGAGGAGAGCCUUGUGAUAAAAGUCACAAUGUCGGUAAGGGUGUAAUAGUAGACGUAAAAGAUGGAUGGCUCUUUAAGAUGAGUACCGUUUAUGUCACACAUAAUCGGAUACUGUUCCCGAUGCAUCGACGGAUCGGGAUGCGGAUCGGCUUAUAAACUAUAUCAGGCUAUCUUCUCCCCCAACCACCCCGAAACAAGAAACGACAGUAUAGUCGCCAGCUGCCCGGGAGCCAUCGACGGCUGCGAUUUUGCUGGUGUUAUCGUAGCAAUCGGCGCCACCGUGUUCGAGUCCAGGUCCUUUCGAGUCGGGGACCGAGUUUGCGGGGCCGUGCAUGGGUCCAGCCCUCUCCGAGCCAACGCUGGAAGUUUCAGCUAUAAAGAUUCAAGUCAUCUCCGACAUCGUUUGCGCAUGGUGUUAUAUUGCUAAGCGCAACCUCGACACGGCCAUGUCUCUCUACCGAAAGACAUAUCAGAUGGAUCUCAUGAAGCUGUUUAUCAAAGUGAAAGAGGAGCAAUCAGGUUGAGUGGCAUCACUGGUCCAAGUUUGUAGACUAAAUAGUCUUGACGAAUCAAUGCUCACUGAAAG
Daldinia decipiens is the source of this 809-nucleotide messenger RNA. RefSeq lists its product as uncharacterized. The record is from RefSeq and is a predicted model, not a curated record. NCBI's taxonomy places the organism in Eukaryota, Fungi, Ascomycota, Sordariomycetes, Xylariales, Hypoxylaceae. The transcript has 3 exons. Bases 315 to 650 code for a protein of 111 amino acids.